Acanthopagrus latus (yellowfin seabream) is the source of this 4898-nucleotide messenger RNA. Its product is annotated as polycomb protein suz12-B-like. The coding region runs from base 595 to 2880 and encodes 761 amino acids. The transcript has 15 exons. NCBI's taxonomy places the organism in Eukaryota, Metazoa, Chordata, Actinopteri, Spariformes, Sparidae. Gene Ontology annotation, molecular function: chromatin DNA binding. The record is from RefSeq and is a predicted model, not a curated record. Gene Ontology annotation, cellular component: nucleus; ESC/E(Z) complex.
CGAUGUUACUUUAUGCUACUUUCCAUUACCGCUAACACAGCUUGCCAACGGGCGCUGGGCGAGACAGAAUGCGACUUUCGGUGAAAGUAUGGCAUCAAAACCCGUGAAUACCUGUGCCAUUCGUGUGUUUAACCGGUUGUCGUUUGGCCGCAGCUUUAGAGUUCUUCAUUAGUGAUAUCAGAGUGACGGACAAUGCUAGCUAGUUAGCCCGGCGUUAUUGCUAGCUGGCUAAGGAAGUUAGCCAGUUAGCUAGCAAGCCGCGUCAGCUUGCCGGAGGCUGAUAUCUUGUUUCGCGCAUUUAGAGCCUGUUCGCCGACCUCUGGUACAGUUAAACCAGCACCGAAACGAAAACACUAGAUUGCGACUUCACCAAUGUCGAAUGUAAAAGACUGAAACUUCUUUACACCGCUUUUAAAAUGAGGAUUCAACUGUGUUUCUCCUGACCGGCUGGAUUUCUACAAACGCUGCUCUUUUGUUUUGACAAAGGAAGACGACCUGAGUUUCUUUCUUUUUUUUUUUUUCUUCAUCUCUGAUUUCUUUACACCACUUCACAUCUGAUUGUAGGUCAGCUACUUUGACCAUUUUUUUCGGACAAUGGCUCCACAGAAGCACAGCUCUUCAGGUGGAAGCCACCCGGUGGGUUUUGGUUCUGGAGGAAAAGCCAACGGCUUGUACCAGUCGUCCUCUGCGAUGGCUGCAGCCAAGAAGCCCAACCUGCAGCUCAUUCAAGCCGACCACGAGUUGUUCCUGCAGGCCUUCGAGAAACCGACCCAAAUCUACAGGUUCCUCCGCACCAGGAACUUGAUCGCUCCUAUAUUCUUGCACAGGACACUCACCUACAUGUCCCACAGAAACUCAAGGAGUAACUCCAAAAGGAAAAGCUCCAAGGUCGACAAUCUGUUGUUCAAAGUGGAAAAGAUGAGAGGCGAACAGGAGACUCACAGUUUGGCCUCCAACCUGCAGCUCACCUUUACUGGCUUCUUUCAUAAAGCUGGGAAGCCGUCUCAGGACUGUGAGAACGAGCAGAACUCGGUGUCUCUGGAGGUGCUGCUGGUCAAAGUCUGUCACAAGAAGAGGAAGGAUGUGAGCUGUCCGGUGAAGCAGGUCCCCACAGGGAAGAAGCAGGUUCCUCUGAACCCAGACACGGGCGCUGGAGUCCAGGCCAAGCCGGGCUCCGUCCCCUCCCUGCUGGUCCCCAGCAGCGAGUUCGAACCCAGCAACUCUCACAUGGUCAAGUCUUACUCGCUGCUGUUCAGAGUGUCGAGGCCCGGAUACCCCCGAACACAGAUCAACGGCCUGACCAACGGAGAGAAUCACCACAGCAGAGAUUUUACAGAGGAAGUGGUAAACAGGAAGAGGAGGAGCUCCUCUAUCAGGGAGGAGGGAGAAACCACAUUUGUGGCUCAGAUGACAGUCUUUGAUAAAAACAGACGUCUGCAGCUGUUGGACGGGGAGUAUGAGGUGUCUAUGCAAGAGAUGGAGGAGUGUCCCGUCAAUAAGAAGAGGGCGACCUGGGAGACCAUCCUGGACGGAAAGUGUUUGCCUCCGUUUGAGACUUUCUCUCAGGGCCCCACCCUUCAGUUCACCCUGCGCUGGACCACUGACUCGUCCGAUCGCUCCACUGCACCCGUGGCCAAACCUCUGGCCACCCGCAACUCUGAGACCAACCAGGAGCCCAGACCCAGCACCCUGAGAGCCACGCACACGCUGGGUGAGCACACACUCGGCAUGUUGGAUCAUUCAGUCAGUGGUGAAACAGUUUUUGAUGGUGUUUUUCUCGUCCGUGCUGCAGCUGUUAAAGAAUCCAUAAGUAAUGAGAUGCAAACCAGAAGAGAACAAAUCUCAGCUGAGCCGCGACAGAAGCUACGGAUCUUCUACCAGUUCCAGUACAACAACAACACGCGGCAGCAGACGGAGGCCAGAGACGACCUCCACUGUCCCUGGUGCACGCUGAACUGCAGGAAGCUCUACAGUCUGAUCAAACACCUCAAACUGUCCCACUCCCGCUUCAUCUUCAACUACGUGCCUCAUCCUAAAGGAGCGAAGAUCGAGGUCUCCAUUAACGACAGUUACGAUGGUUCGUAUGCAGGAAACCCGCAGGACAUCCACAACCAGCCGGGCUUCGCCUUCAGCAGGAACGGUCCGGUCAAGAGGACCGCCGUCACUCACGUUCUCACCUGCAGACCCAAGAGGACGAAGGCGAGUCUGUCUGAGUUUCUGGAGUCUGAGGACGGCGAUCGGGAGCAGCAGAGGACGUACAUCAGCGGACACAACCGCCUUUACUUCCACAGCGACAGCUGCGUGCCGCUCCGGCCGCAGGAGAUGGAGGUGGACAGCGAGGAUGAGAGGGACCCGGACUGGCUCAAAGAGAAGACCGCCAAGCAAAUUGAGGAUUUCACCGACGUCAACGAGGGCGAGAAGGAGAUCAUGAAGCUGUGGAACCUCCACGUCAUGAAGCGCGGCUUCAUUGCUGACAACCAGAUGAAUGAAGCCUGCCUGCUGUUUGCCGAACACAACGCCGCCCACAUCGUCAAACACAACCUCUUCCGCAACUUCCUGCUGCACCUGAUCAGCAUGCACGACUUCAACCUGAUCACCACUCAGACCAUCGACCAGGCCAUGGCCCGACUCCGCCUCACGCAGAGCCAGACCAAUCAGAGAGACAGAGAGGAUGAGGAAGAGGAAGAAGAAGAGGAGGACUGGGAGACGGCCGUGGAGUCCCAGCCGGAGCCGGAUCCAGAUCCAGAUCUCGAUCCGUCCGAGUAUAAACCCUGUAGUGACGAGACUAGCAGCGGCUCUCAGGAGAACGGGAACCAGCAGCAGCAGCAGCAGCAGCAGCAGCAGCAGAAACUCUCCAACAAUGGAUCCGUUUUAAACUGACUGUCAAUCUGCGAGACGGAGAUCCACAAACUGGACGAGUGGUUUCAACAAAACGGAGAAUCAAACAGGUGCUCACACACACAGGUUACUGCAGGGAUUAUGUUUUCAGAAACAAAAUGAAGAGAUUCCUCAGAGACGUUGAUCAUUUCAUUACUUGGAACAGUGAGAACUUGAAGCCGAUAAUCAUCGUUAUUGUCUUGUUAUUCUGUGUCAUGUGACCUGACAGACGCUGUAGAUGUAACAGGGUUCUCGCUCUCAGUCAGUCACCCGCCUUCAUCCUUCUUCCCAUCAUGUUCAACCCAAAACUUCUAUUAACGAAACUAUGGAGCGAGCACAGAACGGAUUCAGUUAACGUUACAGAGCUCAGCCGUGACUGCUCACUUUUUCAAUGGCUGACACUUCAUGGAGAAAUUCACCAGACUCCCUUAAAAGAACGCUCAAUUUAGUGAGUUGUUGAGUUCGGACAAACUAUAUAGACAUUGUGCAACACCGUCUCUGACGAGAUCUCAACUAUUUGGGCCUUCUCAUAAAUUCGGCAAACGUUCUAUAUAAAGUUCUUUCUUUUUUGGGUAAAAAAAAAACAUUGUUUGUCCCAGUGGUGUAUGUGGAAGGAAGGGAGAUCUGAUCAUUUUGUGCUCGCUCUGCAGUUCAGUUAACAAACUGUGAUCGUGUCUUCUGUCUUCCUCCGUGUGAAGAGCCAAUCAGUGACCUUCCACACGUGUCUGAUAAGGUCUGAACUGAAGCUGCUGCAGCUUCACACUCUUACUCUCUCCAUCUGAUCACCAGUAUAUAAUGAUAUUUAUUAUAUUAUUCAUUUUUGUAAAGGACCUGAAUCCUUCGAUGGCUCAUGUCAGAUGUUUACACACGCAGACAAAUCAGGAGGAUUCACCCGGGACACUUCCUGAGCCUCCACACUCACUUCCAGUGCAGUUUCUACUGCUGGUGCUACGUCUUUUUACUCCUCAGAAACACUCGGUGAUCAUCAGAUGCAUCUCGGCUCCUUCCUUCCCUUCCUCACAGCGACCUCUACUGCCAGCGCUCACAAACGCCUUCACAAGAUGUGGCGUUGGUGCUUUAAACAGACUCGAUGUAUUCCUCCUCCUUACUGAAAUCCACGAUUCAAGGCAGAGCAGAAGAGUUGUAUCCUCUGAGUUCAGUCCGUGUCCGAGCCAGUCGUUCAGUCCUCACAAAGCCUCCUUUAAACUCAACCCGUUAGAGAACUGUUGCUUCAGGUGCUCGUUCCAGUUUGUGAAUUUGCUGCUUUUGUGUCUCCAUUAUGAGCUGAAUCCUUUCAGUCUGACACGAGGGCUCCGGACUCCUAAUUGAUCAACUUUAAUCAUUAAUUGACAAAAUGAUAAUUAAAGAGAAUGAACAGUCGCAGCCCACCGCCAACUAGACUGAAGCAUCAUAUUCAAGCUGGUUUAGUCUAUUUUUUUCCCCGUGGCUGCACCUGCCGUUAAGUACAUAAGACUGAAUAUAUGUGUAAUAAAUUAGCGUUGGAGUUAUGAUUGUUCGGAAACCUGACAGCCGCCCGGCAGGUUUAGUAGUUUCUUAGUUUACAGACCAAAGGGGGGGGAUACAGUUUCUGCAGAUUUCUCCGCUCUUGUUUCUCGUCUCCUGUGAAAACCUUUUGUUUUUAAAAAUGAAAAAAAAGAACAAAAACCUGAAAAUCACUGCCUCAAAAUGAAGAAAACAAAACAAAUGUUUUAGAGGUUUGAUGACAGUUAUUCAGAUUUGUUUGACUCUGCUCGUGCAAAGCUUUACAUCAGUCAGAAGUGUGACGCUGAUCCAAAUCCAGCACCUACAGAUCUGGUUUGAGUCGUCUGCAGGUUUUUCUUGUUUUCUUUGUUCAUUCACACGAGACCAGCAGCAUUUUGCACAGGAUGGGAGGAGCCAUGUCAAGAAAACAAGACUUUUUCUUCAACAAUGUAUGUUAACAAACCAGCGUAACGUUGUGAACAUUUAUGUGGAGUCAAAAUGGUUUUCUAUUAAAAGAACAAUUUUGUACUAUUAAACAG